GAUUUUUGGUACUGAUAGCAUAAGAAAACUCUAUUUUCACUCACUAAUAGAAAAUGGCCAAGUUAAAAAAGAGAUCGAAGCUUUCACAGCAGAGACACAGAGCAAACCAGCUCAACAAUCCAAACGGAGCAAAUGGCAAGAAAACUGACUCCAACAAAUCUACCAAGGUGAACUCUAUGUUGGACAAGAUUAAGGCCUCUUCGACAUGUUCUGUUAACGAGAAAUUGAUAACCAUUAACAGCAUCUUGGUUCAGUGCAACAAUGACGAGGCGACUCGGAAACUGUUUCUCAAAAACGAUCUUGUUAAAAUAGUCAUGAACGAUUUACUCAAGCAAGAAGCCCAGUUCGACGAGAUAAUUGUUAGUUCAUUAGACUUGCUGAAACAUUUGAUUGUCGAAGAAAACUACGAUCUUUCAAUAUAUCUCUGGAGAAACGGAAUCUGGGACAUAAUUCACUCCAACAUUACCAAGGCUUUCGAUUCGUUGACUCAUUUAAACGACUCCAAUGUCGAUAUUUUGAGCAAAGAUCUUUUACUCAGCUACAUCAAUAAUUUGAUAGGUAUUCUUGACAAUUUAGUCAUGGAGUUAAACCUGGAAACCAUCAAUGGCUCUCUCAUUCCGCAAUUGGUUGACUCGAAUGUCUUGAACGUGAUAUUCUCUCUUCUCAAAUUUGAAACAGCUACUAAGUUUAACAUUUCCUUAAGUCUAAGCGUAUUACAGUUUGUCUACGACUUAUCUAGCAUCAGUGAAAACUUUCUCAAAGAUGUUUUACUAAACAAUACAGAAUUUAAAGCUGCUUUUGAAAAAUUACUCUUUAACAGCGGGGCGUUAUUUGAGAAAUCUCCCUUGGGGAAAGUUUAUGUUAUAGGAAUUAAGUUGCAGAUUCAAGAGAUUCAAGAUGAUCUCACAAACAAUUUGGACUCGACACUGAAGGAGGUAUUCAACGUUUUGAAUGAAAUUGAUUUGAACUCCGAGAAAGAUGAAGAGUUUCAAAUAGUCGAUAUCUCAUUAGACUUACUUACCACUAUAAUCGAAAUAAAAGGCUCUUUGUUCUUGGAAGAUAGUUCUAAGAAAGACAAAGUUUUCAUUUCUCAGUGCACAGAUAACAUUUUGCCAUUUUUAGGAAAACUUUUUGAGGUUGACUUUAAAAAUAACAAAAGGCUUAUUUGUUUGAACAAUUUGAUAAUCUAUUUGAACUCUAACAACUGUGUCAAUGAAAAGCUAUUAUCUGAUUUAGAGAGCUUGAAUAGUAACAAAAUCAGUAACGACUUCAUAACUCUAUUGCAAUCGUCGAGUGAAUCCGAUCUUGAUCUCGAGCUUUUAGUUGAUUACCUGAAUUUCAAGUUGAACUUACUAGAACUAGAUCCUUCUAAGUUCGCAUCAGAAGAGACUCAGGUAAACACAUUGAUCCAAUUAGGAGUGAAAGUCAGCAGUAUUGAUACUGCUGUCGAUUUAGAAUCAAAACUUCAAUUCAUAACAUCGCUACUGAUGUAUCUUUCCCUGCUAGCUAAAUAUGUUGGAAAUAUCGAAACAACCAAAGCUAUUGUGGAUUUCAUCGUUAAAUACAACAUAUCCAUUCCAUUGAGUUUUUAUAACACCCAGUUAGAGAGCGGACUGAAUAUUUCUAAAUUCCACAACAAAUAUCAUUAUUUGGUAGAAGAAACCGUGACCCUAGCCAUCAACUCCGUUUUCGAAAUGUUCGACGACGAUUAUCCCUACAAUAGACCCAUUUACCAUGGAGGAAACUUAAAUGAGGUUUUGAUUAGUGUGAUGGGGGAUUACAAAAAGCUUUACAAAAAUAUCGAUAAGAAUUUGAACCUCAGAUUGAAAAAGCAAGCUGAAGAAACGCUUAAUAAUUUACAACGAUUCAUUGAAUAUAAGAAGACAGAAUGAUUGGCUCAUGCUUUUUAAAUGCUUUCUCUUUUCUUCUUUUUCAUCAUAUAUGUUUCUAUACAUCCUUGUGCAUUUCAACAAAAUAAUGUCAGUUUUUAUUACUGUAUUGUAGUUUUUGAGAUUUGACCUUCUUUUCGUACUCUUCGGGGCUCUUCUGGAACGCUCUCCAUGCAGGUUCUUGUGCAGGUGAGUUUGGGUUUGGAGUAUCUAACAACUCCUGGAUACCCAUCAGUAGCUGUUUAAUACUGAUGGCAGGCCUCCAAUCUUGCUCUUCAUUCAAUAUACUCAAGCAUAUCGUCCCACUAGGAUAAACGUUUGGGUGAUAAAAGUUGUUUGGAAAACGGACCUUUGGGGGCUUUGCCGGAUAAUCUUCAGGGAAAGAUAUGGUUAAUGGAUAAGUUGCGUUUUCCCAAAUCGUGCCUUGUUUGCCGGGCACACCGGCAGUCCAGUUGUGAAGAUCAAGUG
Messenger RNA from Pichia membranifaciens NRRL Y-2026, 2357 nucleotides. RefSeq lists its product as hypothetical. Gene Ontology annotation, biological process: protein import into nucleus; ribosomal large subunit biogenesis. The coding region runs from base 54 to 1892 and encodes 612 amino acids. The transcript has a single exon. The record is from RefSeq and is a predicted model, not a curated record. Lineage: Eukaryota; Fungi; Ascomycota; Pichiomycetes; Pichiales; Pichiaceae.